AUGGACGCUGCCACACCCAUCCUCCGCCGCAGCGACGCUGCUGCCGUGCUCGCGUUCCUCAAAGCGGCGACGGCAGUCUUUGCGGCUGCCUGGUCAGAGCAGCAGCACAGUCUUGGCAAUGACGACGACGUCGACAAUGACGAUUCGGAGAACAAGUACAAACUUGCGCCUUACUGGUCCAUUACCCAACAGGGUGGCCGUCUUCGCGAGGCCUUGGCCGUCGUGGCGGCCGUUGACGAGACUCACGGUGCAGGCGUGUCUGUCGAUUUGCUGCGCGCAUGUGUCAAGAUUGGUCGGGAUGUCGUGCUGCGCCUUGAUCGACGGGAAAAGGCUGCGGAAAAGGCAUGGACGUGGAGUCUGGUUGACCUGGCUGUGCUUGGGGAGCGACUGGACGACUUGGUUCAGCGAGCGCGUGACUUUGAACAGUCGGUCUUUACCGCGGAGCAGCUUCGGAACCUUGAACAGAAGCUCUCGAUCCGUCUCUCGCCUGAUGCUCCGUCGAGCGACGAGUACUUCAACGGCGAGCACGUUCCGCCCACGAAGCCUGAAGCGCAAGAGCCGCAGACUGAGCUCGAGCGGACCCCAAAAGGACCACACCAGCAUGGAGAACCUCCGCGGCUCGUGUCGCCGGAUAUCCUAAACGACUUUAUCCUCGAGGGGCUCGCGUACAAGAGCAUGCACGACCGUGAAGAAGAGGUCGCAGAGGCACACGCCACGACGUUUGACUGGGUCUUUGCCGACGAACCAAGCGUCCGAGACGACGGCAACGACCUGGCCACGAAGCACAGUCUAAAGAACUGGCUCUCCACGGCCGAGUCGGGCCCGAUAUACUGGAUCACGGGCAAGCCCGGAUCCGGCAAGUCGACGUUUAUGCGGUACCUGUUUCAGCACGCCGCAACCACUCGCUGCCUGGAGGCCUGGAGCGGCGGCGGCGACCGGCCGCUGCUCGUCGCCGGCUUCUUCUUCUGGACCAGCGGCCCGCGCGAGCAGCGCUCCCAGUCCGGGCUGCUGCGCUCGCUGCUGCACCAGCUCUUCUCCGCGCACCCAAACUACAUUGCGGCCUCGGUGCCGGCCCUCUGGGCAAAGCUGCGCAACAUGUCAACUAAAGAGCGCAUUCGAGUCCGGCUGGAGUGGACGCCCGAGGAGCUGCUGUCGGCGUUUUUGGCGUUUAUCGAGGCGGCGGCGGCGAGGGAAAAGAUGAGGAUCUGCCUGUUUGUCGACGGCAUGGAUGAGUUUGAGGGCGACCACGCCAUGAUGAUUCAUCUGUUUAGGAGCUUGGCUACGGGAAAGAGGGCGGAUAAUGUCAAAAUGUGCCUGUCGUCCCGGCCGUGGGCCGUGUUCCGGGAUGCAUUCGAGUUUGCGGUGCCCAAUCUCAAGCUGCAGGAGCUGACAUGUGGAGAUAUGCGGCAGUACGUGUCUGAGACGUUGGCGCAGAGCGAUGAUGUGAAUUACAUUCUGCGGCAGGAUACGGACAAGGGCUCUCAAUUUGUGGAGGCGCUCAUUGACCGCGCAGACGGCGUGUUCCUGUGGGUUCGGCUCGCCGUCGAAAGGGUGCUGGAGAGGUUUACCAAGGAAGAGGGGAUGCAGGGUCUGAGAGACAUUCUUGCGGCGCUGCCGGCAGAUUUAGACGAGCUGUUUACGAAGCUGCUCUUUCAGGACCAGACAGCAGAAGAGCUUGAGCAGUCUGCAGCCCUGUACAGCCUGAUGCGGGCUCGGGAGGAGGUUGCUGAUUUUGUGCGCAAUGACGACGCCAAUAGCUUGACAGUCUGGGAGCUUGCAUUCGCUCUCUACAAGCAGGACGAUGAGUUGGCUCUCGGUCGAGUAGCUGUCAAGGAACCUACAGACGACUACAUUGCUCAGCGCAGCGCAGCGACCAUUGCCGUCAUCAAGCAGCGCUUCUCUGGCAUGCUCAAUCUUCACAUUCGCAAACGCGCCGGCCACUUUGGCAGCAUCUCGCGCCGCGGCUCCUCCUCGAGCACCGAGUACACUGCGCGCGACAGAGCCCGCAGCCGCAUCGUCUACAGCCACCGCACCGUGCGCGACUGGCUCGUCUCCUGCCCGGGCGUCCACGACCGGCUCAUGCAGCAGCAGCGGCAGCCCGCCAGCUUCGACCCGGACCUACGCCUACUACGCUCCUACGUGCUGCAGAUGCGGCGGCCCCUCGGGCGCUUCGAGCGCCACCGCGUGCUCGACGACUGGUGGCCAGACAUUACGCUCGCGCUGACGCACGCGCGGCGCGUCCGCGCCGACCCGGACCGCCUGCAGCGCGGCUUCGUCAACGCGCUCGACCACGUCGUCGGCCGCUACUGGCUGCGGAAACGCGGGGGCGACCCGUACGACCACUGGGCGCGCAGCGCGUACGGCAGCUUCGAGGCGCGCGGCAAGGCAGCGCCGAUAUGGCAGCCCUUUCUGGGCCUCGCCGUCAAGUUUGGCCUGCGGCGGUACGUGGUCGAGGAGCUGGCCGCGCGGCGACAACGCCAACGCCAACAAGACGAGGAGGACGGCGGCGGCGACGUAUCCGACGCCAUGAAGAAGCUGCAAGUCGACGAUGCGGUGCCGCUGCUGGCCUACGCGACCGAGUACCUGUGCUCGCGCAAAAGAACCAUUUUCCCGCUCUCCGACCCGGCGCUCGUCGAGGACCUGCUGCUGCUGCGGACCGAGAGCUCCUUCCUCAACCCGGGCGCCAACCACGUCUACCUGGAUUUCGUUACGCGGACGGACACGACGCCGUGGCUGGCGGUGCUGCGUCACCUGCGGGAUGCGCGACGGCGCCGGUGGAUCAGGCUGUAUGACGUGGACCCCGAGGGCACGCGGCGGUGGGUACAGAUUGUGCGCUCGUUUCUCGAGGUGGGCGGUGCGGAGCCGGACGCCCUCGUGGUGGCGGAUGGGUGGGAUCCGGAAAUCACGGCCGAGGGCGUGCUGGAGCUGCUCGACGAUACGUAUGGCGAUGCUGAGAUUCGGGCGUUGAGGGAGUUGCUGCAUGGCUUGCAGCAGAAGAAUGGGAAGCAGAUUGCUGUAUGA
This is a messenger RNA of Beauveria bassiana ARSEF 2860, 3021 nucleotides long. RefSeq names its product small s protein. The coding region runs from base 1 to 3021 and encodes 1006 amino acids. The transcript is spliced from 2 exons. Lineage: Eukaryota; Fungi; Ascomycota; Sordariomycetes; Hypocreales; Cordycipitaceae. The record is from RefSeq and is a predicted model, not a curated record.